Molecule: messenger RNA, 1109 nt
Organism: Aegilops tauschii subsp. strangulata
Lineage: Eukaryota; Viridiplantae; Streptophyta; Magnoliopsida; Poales; Poaceae
Source: RefSeq, a predicted model, not a curated record
AUCAUCACGCUCUUUUGUCGCAUGCCUCUUGCUUGUGCUGAGUAGACGAGGGUAAAAAAAUGUAUAUAUAGACACAUUUUACUAUGUUUGAUGCUCAGAAGGAUGGCCUAUCGGAAGACUUGCUAGAUAGUGAGGAGGCAAUUGAUGAGCUUGAUAAGGCUAAUUUAGCUAAUCAGGAUAAGAACAAACAGAAGGGCCCAGUCUGGCAUGUUUUGCUCUGAUUCUGAUCAUGAAAACUUUGUCUUGGAGUGUGCUGUUGCUAAUAAGGAAGAGCAACAUGUAGAAGAGAAAGGAAUUGAAUCUGAAGAUGUGUAUCCUUCUGGAUUUCUAAGCUCCACUCCAACAAAACCCCUUGUGGGGAAUGCUGAGGGGACAUCCAGUUCUGGUGGUAAACUUGAAAGUAUGGAGUAUUGCGAGAGUAUUCUUAGAUCUGUAGACUUUUGUGAGUCUGAUGAAGAAGAAUUCAAGGGUGAUGAACUAAAGACUCUUCCCCCUGAAGCUGUCCAGGCCAUACAAAAUAUCUCUUUGAAGAUAUCACUGCUGGAAACCCUUGAUCAUGCUCAAGAUCAAGGGCUGGCCACUGGGAAAAACAAAUGGGGGCAUGUUCUGGUUCAGAAACCUGCUACUAGGGGACAUGGCAAUGUGAAUAUCAUGGAGAAAGCUGCGGCUUACAAGAGGAAGCAGAAUCUCGAAAUUCCUAAAACCUUCAAAGGGGCGAAGCUGGCGAGAUAUGCGUUGUGUGUUGGAUCAGGUGGGGGCAACAAUCAGGCAGUGGAAAAUCUUAUGUUCAGAGGUCCAGAGUGCUCUACUUCUCCGGUGCUUAAGGCUUUUGGAUCGGCGAAGAGGGAAACUGCUUAGAAUCGUCUGGAUUAGCUGAAACGAACAAAUAGACUAUCUACCUUUCAAUGAAAAAACUCUCUGUGAGAGAUGUAAUAGGGUUGUAGCUUUAAGACCCUGAUGUUUGUUCUGUGGCAGCUACUUUUGGUUUUCGCCGAGAGCUGUUAAACAGUCUGGUUCUGUCGUGGUUGCCUUGGCUUUAAUAAAGUUGGGGCGGGGGGCAACCCCUUUCUUUUCAAAAAAAAAUUAUUAUGUUUGUUCACUUAUUUUAA